GUUAUUGAUGAAACUUUUUAAUAUGUUUUUUUUUACGAAAGGUUUAAAAUUUGAAACAACCAGUAAAAUGACAAAAUUAUAUAAUAAAUAAAUUCAAAGUUUUUAAAAAACUGUCAUUGUUUUUAUUUAUCAUUGCUAAGCUAUCAUUACUUAGUGAAUGUGAUUUCAAAAAGAAGCUGCUUGUUAUUAUUGUUGUGCUGCUUUUUUAUAGUGGUUUUUGAAGGGGGGAUCCAGAUAUUUUGCCAACGCAUUAAAAAAAUUUUUUUCCGUACAAAAUUUUAUUCCAAAAAUGUUGCCUAAAUUGAAAAUUUCCUCAUUUUUAUUAAAGCGUUUGGAGCAAGUUAAACAACAAUGCAGUGGCUGUUUGUUUGGUGUAUUUUAUGCCGAGGGUACUUUGCUUUUGAUGGGCUUUAAUGUUGAGUCCACUAUAGGACAAUUGAAUUAUGAGCAAAUACAACAUAAAUUCCCCGCAGAAUUGGAUUUAUGUGGUCUGGUGAAAUUUGGUCAUUGUACCGAUGCUGAGGCCCAUUUAACAGAGAUAUUCAAAGAUGUUGACAUCACCGAUAAUCCUAUACUAUUGAAUUGUGAACUCGGCACUUUGGUGGGUUUGAAGGCCUCAUUUUUAAUGCAUGGCAAACUGCAGCAGGUGCCCUAUGAAGUUUUAGAGGCAGAGUUUAUUUAUCGCGAUUUUUGUUUUACCCGUUUGAAAUUUAGCUGGACUAUUUAUACCGAAGAUAAUCCGUUGGCGGUGCGCAAGGAAAUGCAUGCUUUGCGCAAAACUAUUUCCGGCGGCAGUUUAGCAUUUAAUAUAGCUCCUUCACAGGUGUAUAUAACUAAUGGUGGUGCCCAAGGUUCGGGUUAUGCGGGUGCUAAAAACUCCAUUAACAAUGAUUCUGUUAUAAGAGAGGUUUUAAGCUCUCUGCAGGAGGCCAUUUACUAUCAGCAGGAAGAUAAGGAAAAUUCGACAGAAAGAAAGAGUAAAAAGUCUACUGCUACAGAUAUACAACUGAAUGCUUUAUUUGGAGCCUUGGGUUGUGAUUAUGAUAUCAUAAAUAUAGAUGUUUUACGCUGCAAGACAAGGGAAUUGACAGAGGCCGAUAGUAGCAAUAAAACCAUGGCCUCCAUGAGCAUGUGCUUAAAGCCGGCAGAACGUAAAUUUAGUAUACCCAUAGAAGUGGAAUCAAUGGCUAUAUUAAGUAAAACUACUAAAGUGGGUAGACUGUAUGACAUAUUAAUUGAGAGUAUUUGUCGUGCUUUGCGUUUGUGUGAGCAGAGCAUUAAUGAGCAUUUGGAGGAAAGUGAAUCAAAGCAAUUAAUGGCACCUCGAAUGUUUAAUUUCUUUCCACAGGAAUUUGGUCAUUUUAUAUCCUGUUGCUAUUUGGAUGGUCUGGCUGAUGACAAUAGUAUAAUGCAGGAAAAACGCAAACGUUUACAUCGUCACUUUGGAUUGAGUGUAACACGACCCUAUUUUAGACGUUCCAAUGCUUGUUUAUUCCGUAACGACAUCAACAACAAUGCUCCACUGCUGAACACUCAUGUGGGCCUUAAGCCAAGUGGUGUUCAAGAUGGUAAACUUUAUCUAGUGCAGGGCAACUAUCAUUAUUAUCAUUAUUUGCAGCAACAAAUGCAGGAUAAGGGUUGGGGUUGUGCCUAUAGAUCUUUGCAGACUAUAUGCUCUUGGUUUUUGCUGCAGGGUUAUACGGAAAGAGCGGUGCCUACGCACUUGGAAAUACAACAAUAUUUGGUUAAAAUUGGUGAUAAACCUCAACAAUUUAAGGGUUCUUCUCAGUGGAUAGGUUCCACUGAGGUGGGCAUGUGUCUGCAGGGUUUUCUUAAUGUAGACUCCAAAAUACAACAUUGUGCCUCCGGUUCGGAGUUAGCUCUCAUCGCUUCCGAUCUGGCUAUGCAUUUUCAGACUCAGGGUACUCCCAUUAUGAUUGGCGGCGGUGUUUUGGCUCAUACUAUUAUUGGUAUUGACUAUUGUGUGCAAUCGGGUCAAGUGAAAUUCCUUAUUUUAGAUCCUCACUAUACCGGAGAGGAUGAUUUGCAUACCAUUCAGGCCAAAGGUUGGUGCGGCUGGAAGGGUAUGGAUUUCUGGGAUAAGAAAAGUUACUAUAAUUUGUGUAUGCCACAAAGACCCAUUAUGUUUUAGUUGUAUGUUAUAAGCGAUUUUCUCCGUUUUGUUUUUUUUACUAAAAUUCAUUUAAGUUGCGUUUUUUAUUGUUAUUUAUUUUGAAAUGUGUGUGUUUCUUUAUGUGUAAAGUUGUUUGCAAAUUUUGGGACUUUAGAUAGUAAUUCUAAUGCUUUGUUUUUAAGAAUUUAUGUUCAAUAUUUAAAAAGGUCUUUAGAGAUUGUAUGAAGUUUUUUUUUAAUAAUUUUGAUAGCACAUUUUUUGUAUUACCAGUAAAAAUAAUAAAAGUAGAAAAGAAAAAGAAUUGACUUUCCUUUC
Messenger RNA from Lucilia cuprina (Australian sheep blowfly), 2449 nucleotides. RefSeq names its product probable Ufm1-specific protease 2 (gene Ufsp2). The record is from RefSeq and is a predicted model, not a curated record. NCBI's taxonomy places the organism in Eukaryota, Metazoa, Arthropoda, Insecta, Diptera, Calliphoridae. The coding region runs from base 290 to 2152 and encodes 620 amino acids. The transcript has 5 exons.